ACACUACUGCCGGCGCGAGGUGACGCGGUCACAUUCUCGCGCGUUGAGGCACAAUUAAGGAUCUCCCGAGCCAAAAAGAAGUCCUCUAUAGCAGGCUACGAGCCGAGGGCGAGAUAACGUGUAGAGGCCAGAUGGCGACUGACAGCCAGUGUGUUGUGAUUGGUGAUGAAGAACAGGGCUAUGACUUAGAUUUGUUCUGCAUUCCCAAACAUUACGCUGCAGACUUGGAGCGUGUCUACAUACCACAUGGUCUUAUAAUGGACCGGACAGAGCGUCUGGCCCGUGACAUUAUGCGUGACAUGGGUGGUCAUCACAUUGUGGCGUUGUGUGUCCUUAAGGGUGGGUACAAGUUCUUUGCUGAUCUCUUGGACUACAUCAAAGCUUUGAACCGCAACAGUGACCGUUCCAUUCCAAUGACUGUGGAUUUCAUUCGGCUAAAGAGCUACUGUAAUGAUCAAUCAACUGGUGAUAUAAAAGUUAUUGGUGGCGAUGACCUGUCUACUUUGACUGGGAAGAAUGUCUUGAUUGUUGAGGACAUCAUCGACACAGGAAAAACAAUGAAGACAUUGCUUGAACUUUUAAAGCAGUACAAUCCCAAAAUGGUGAAAGUUGCAAGCUUGCUUGUAAAGCGAACGCCUAGGAGUGUUGGUUACAGACCCGAUUUUGUAGGAUUUGAAAUACCAGAUAAAUUUGUUGUAGGAUAUGCAUUGGAUUACAAUGAAUAUUUCCGAGAUCUCAAUCAUAUCUGUGUAAUUAGUGAAAAAGGAAAGGAGAAAUACAAAGUGUCAAAAUCUGAAGAUUGACCAAAAUCAGUCUGCGAUUAAUUUAAACUUUUAUAUAUGUGACCCACUUAAACUAUUAGUUUUCAAUUAUGUUUUCACAUGGGAGACACCCAAACACUGCUGCAUUUAUAUAUGCAGUAGAUUCAGCUUUUAAAAAGAUAUCAUGCAUAUUGGAAUGCAUGCUUGUGGCACAUUUCUGGGAGUGGGAGGGUGAAAAUGGAGGCUUAAAGUUGUCAUUUUUUAAAUCUAGUAAAGAGUUUUAGAGGUUUGAAAAAAAUCAUUCUUUCUGUCCUGAAAUUGCUAGUAGUAUGAAUCGGACAUUGUAUCAUAUAUAGUGAUUGUAAAAUAUUUACCUGUAUAAAUUGCCUUGUUGGGCUGUUUUUUCAGCCUAGCUAAAGCCAAAUAUACAUACAAUUACAAAGAUUGGAAGGUAACAAUACUGAUGGUCUAGUUUAAAAAAAGAUUACUGCAACAUAUAGCCACUGUGUGGUACUAAUGUUAUGGGCAAUUGGAAUAUGCAAUGAAAUUGCUAUCUUUGUGGUGUUAACAGUCGAGGCAUAGUGAUAAAAAUACAGCUGGCCUUUACCAUCUCCAUUUAUUAGGGCCUUAAUUUGUUUUAAAUUGCUUAUAUAUGUAUUUAUUUUUUAUGACAUUAGUUGUUUAAGAAAGUCACUGGCGGUCCAGGACUUUUGUUUUUGAGAAUGUUCUUCUGGGCUAAACUAUUUAAAAAUACAAUAAAAUAUUUUAUUUGUAAGAAAAUUAA
Polypterus senegalus (gray bichir) is the source of this 1545-nucleotide messenger RNA. RefSeq names its product hypoxanthine phosphoribosyltransferase 1 (gene hprt1). NCBI's taxonomy places the organism in Eukaryota, Metazoa, Chordata, Cladistia, Polypteriformes, Polypteridae. Bases 132 to 803 code for a protein of 223 amino acids. Gene Ontology annotation, molecular function: hypoxanthine phosphoribosyltransferase activity; magnesium ion binding. The transcript has 9 exons. Gene Ontology annotation, biological process: IMP salvage; hypoxanthine metabolic process; guanine salvage. The record is from RefSeq and is a predicted model, not a curated record.